GGGUAGCCAAGGUAGUUGACUUAGUGUAGCUGGGCGCCUGCGGAAGGCACGCUUUCGCUCCUUUCGGAGUGCCUGGUUCGGGCUCUCCUCCUCCGCCAAACAUGGACUUCAGGGAAAUUCUCCUGAUAGCUUCCAAAGGACAAGGUGUCAACAAUGUACCGAAAAGGUAUAGUUUGGCAGUGGGGCCUCCCAAGAAAGACCCAAAAGUUAAAGGUGUCCAAUCAGCAGCUGUACAAGCUUUUCUUAGAAGGAAAGAAGAGGAGGUUAGACGAAAAGCUUUAGAAGAAAAAAGGAGGAAGGAAGAACUAGUGAAGAAGCGAAUUGAACUCAAACAUGACAAGAAAGCGAGAGCUAUGGCCAAGAGGACUAAAGAUAAUUUCCAUGGUUACAAUGGGAUUCCUAUAGAGGAAAAGUCCAAGAAGAGGCAGGCAGUAGAAAGCCAUACUAGCCAGGGAACAGACCGAGACUAUGAGGUGGAAGAAGAGAAUGAAUUUUUUGAAUACAAUCAAGCAGAGUCAGAGCAGGAGUAUGAAGAAGAGCAAGAACCUCCCAAAGCUGAAAGCAAACCAAAGGUCCCCCUUAAAAGUGCCCCACCACCCAUGAACUUCACCGAUUUACUGAGGCUGGCUGAGAAAAAGCAGUUUGAGCCAGUGGAGAUCAAGGUAGUGAAGAAAUCGGAAGAGCGGCCUAUGACUGCAGAAGAACUUAGGGAGCGUGAAUUCCUUGAACGAAAGCAUAGGAAAAAGAAACCUGAGACAGAUGCAAAACUACCUCCAACUGUGUCCAAAAAGGUACCCUCUCAGAAAGAAAGUGUGGGCACAAAACUUAGCAAAGGUUCUGGGGACAGGCAUCCUUCAAAGGGAGUACCCUUUCCUCAUGCUGAGAAGAAAUCCAAACCCAGCCCGGGCAAUGAGAAACACUCAGCUUUGUCUUCAUCCAAAUUCAUGCCAGGAGAGAGGACCAAGGCAGGAUCUAGCAAUAGCUUCCAACCCUCAGUUCGUGAGGGUCAUGACAGACCUGUUUUCAAUGGGGCUAGAAAGCCCCACUCUAGCACCUAUUCACUAAGUGUCCCAAAGACUUCUGUUAGUGGGACUCAGAAAUCUGUUACUGAGCACAAAGCCAAAAAAUCUCUUUCCCACCCUAGCCAUUCCAAGCCUGGGUUGAUGGUUACCCCACACAAUAAGACUAAGAGUCCAGGUAUCAGGCAGCCAGGCAGUAACUCAAGCUCAGCCCCUGGGCGGCCCAGCAUGGGAACUACUCGGCCCACACAUAGUUCUGGCCCUCUGCCCAGGCGCCAGAAUGGCAGCUCCAGCUCAGGACCUGAGCGGUCGGUCAGUGGGACCAAGAAACUAGCCAGUGACACACAUCCCUCUGGGAGGACAGUCUAUGGUACAAGUGGCCCUGGACGACCUGCAAGCGGCUCAAAUGGCCCUGGACAACCUGUCAGUGGCUCAGGUAGCUCUGGAAGACCUGUGGGCAGCUCUGGAGGCCCAGGGAGGCUUGUAAGCAGUCCACAUGACCUUCGACGACCAGUGAGUGGUUUAGGCCCCCCUGGGCGGUCAGUCAAUGGCCCCGGGCGAUCUGUAAGUGGCUCAGUUCCAGCUGGACGAACUGUCAGUAUUUCAGGUCCUGGAAGACCAGUUAGCAGUUUAGGACCUGGGCGAACAGUUAGUAGCCCAGGUCCUCCCACAAAGCCCAAGUGUACUGUUGUCUCAGAGACAAUUUCUUCUAAGAAUAUUAUUAGUCGGUCCAACAAUGGACAGAUGAAUGGAAUGAGGCCUCCUCUAUCUGGCUACAGAUCUGCCCAAGGUCCUCAAAGACUUCCCUUCCCUACUGGUUACAAAAGGCAGAGAGAAUAUGAAGAUGAUGAUGAUGAUGAUGAUGAAUAUGACUCUGAAAUGGAUGAUUUUAUUGAAGAUGAAGGGGAGCCUCAGGAAGAAAUAUCCAAACACAUUCGGGAAAUCUUUGGCUAUGACCGAAAAAAAUACAAAGAUGAAAGUGAUUAUGCCUUACGUUACAUGGAGAGUAGUUGGAAAGAACAGCAAAAAGAAGAAGCAAAGAGUUUAAGACUAGGUAUGCAAGAGGACUUAGAGGAAAUGAGACGUGAAGAAGAAGAAAUGAAACGUCGAAAGGCCAAGAAACUGAAGAGAUGUUAGCUGCUGCUUUGAUUUAUUUUUGUGAAAUUCUGGGAACACUGCUGCAAGGAUUUUCCUGCCUUCAGACUGAAUAAGCCCCCCCUUAUCAUUUUAGAUUUAUAUUUGGGUACUCAAGGAGAAGGAAUUCAUACUGUCAUUUGCAGGCUGUCAUUUGAGCAUAAAGUAUUUUCAGAUACUUCAGGGUAAAAUCCGUAAUGCAGAUGAUAUAAUGCCUGCUGUAUGGUCUUAGAAGUUAACUGUUCAGAUACCAGCCUUGAUCCUGAUGAGCUAUGCACUCUAAUAUGGGGCCACUCACCAGUCAUCCAAUCUUUUUAUUGUUCCUUUGCUACUUUAAAAGGUUUUUUAAAAACCAACUGCCUUUUGACUCCUUACAAUUCUGUUGAUGUGUGAGUAGGGCACUGCCUGGCUCCUAAUCAAACUUACUGUCGUUAUGAGGAACCUGGCCCUUCCAUGAAUGUUGCCAGCAAUAAAAGUGACCUAUCCUA
Molecule: messenger RNA, 2641 nt
Organism: Castor canadensis (American beaver)
Lineage: Eukaryota; Metazoa; Chordata; Mammalia; Rodentia; Castoridae
Gene: Spty2d1
Product: SPT2 chromatin protein domain containing 1
Biological process (GO): transcription by RNA polymerase I; nucleosome assembly
Cellular component (GO): nucleolus
Molecular function (GO): DNA binding; histone binding
Source: RefSeq, a predicted model, not a curated record